CCAGAAUUAAAAAGCUGGAAGAUGCAGAUAAUGAUCGUAGAGUUAGAAUUACGAAAUUGGAACUGAAGCUGAUAUCUAAGAAAAAUCGUAAAUUCCAGAAUAAAUGUAUUCAGAUGGCUAUGGAAAUUCUUAAUGAGGGACCGAUAAUUGAGUAUCGGCCUCCUUUCUUGAAUGGGUUAGAACUUGAUGCUUUCUUCCGCCAUCAUCGAAUCGGAUUGGAGGUGCAAGGAAGCCAGCACCGAUUCCACAACACUGGCUGGUAUAAGGAUGUUAAAAAACUCGAAGAUAUUGUUAAUCGUGAUCGUCUAAAAAGAUGCAUGUGUCAAGAUAACGGAAUUUUUCUUCUCGAGGUAUGGUAUGAUGAAAAACCAGAAAUAGUUAUCCCUGAAAGAAUACAAAAAAUUAAAAGUUUCGUUAAUCAAGCUUCCAAAUUUUUCGAUCUAUAA
Molecule: messenger RNA, 446 nt
Organism: Diversispora eburnea
Lineage: Eukaryota; Fungi; Glomeromycota; Glomeromycetes; Diversisporales; Diversisporaceae
Source: the annotation of a GenBank genome assembly